CUCAUUCGAUUGCACCCUAAGUUGAGAUCAGACUAACCCAGCAAGAGGAAUCCUAAAAAAAGAACAAAACAAUAAUAGGGGGGAGGAGAGAGAGAGAGAGACAGAGAGAGAUAAGCCCCUGCUCCAGGGCAUCGCUAACUCGGUUCUUCUCCAUAGAACUCCAAGCCACUCUUGCGACAGGGAGCAGAGAUGGGGGUGAGCAACAACAUAACGGCGGUGCUCAACUUCGUGGGGCUGCUGUGCUCGGUGCCGAUCAUCGGCGCGGGGAUCUGGCUGGCCUCGAAGCAGGACAACGAGUGCGUCCAGUUGGCCCGGUGGCCGAUCAUCAUCCUGGGGGUCCUCAUCCUCCUGGUCUCCCUCGCCGGCUUCGUGGGUGCCUACUGGAACCGCCAGGGCCUCCUCGCCGCCUACCUCUUCUGCAUGGCCGUCCUCAUCGUCCUCCUCCUCAUCUUCCUCGUCUUCGCCUUCGUCGUCACCCGCCCCGACGGCUCCUACCCCGUCCCCGGCCGCGCCUACAGCGAGUACCGCCUCUCCGGCUUCUCCUCCUGGCUCCGCGACCACGUCACCGAUUCCGACCACUGGGACCAGAUCCGCUCCUGCCUCAGCGCCUCCGACGUGUGCCAGAAGCUGGGCCAUGACCAGCCCUACCUGACCGCCGACCAGUACUUCCAAACCCAUCUCUCCCCUCUCCAGUCCGGGUGCUGCAAGCCACCGACGGUGUGUGGGUACGCGUACGUGAAUCCGACGGUGUGGAUAAACCCGAGCAACGCGAUGGCGGACACGGAUUGCUCGAUCUGGAGCAACGAGCAGAGCCAGCUGUGCUACGCGUGCACCUCCUGCAAGGCGGGCCUGCUGGGCAACCUCCGGCAGGAGUGGAGGAAGGCGAAUAUCGUCCUCAUCGUCACCGCCGUCGCUCUCAUCUGGGUCUACAUCAUCGGCUGCAGCGCCUUCAAGAACGCCCAGACCGAGGAACUCUUCCGCCGCUACAAGCAGGGAUUCGCUUAGUCCGAUUCGCUGAUUUCAUGCGCAGAUGCAACGGCGAGCGAUUACGAUUGGUCUGUUCGACCUCUGGCACUGGAACUUCUUGUUGCUCUGUUUGUGAAUGAGUUAUAUAACCCUGUAGUUAUGUAUGUGGUAUGUAAAGUUGUCCUGCGGUUCUCUGUUUCGUUCGCGCUUACUUUAUUAAUUGCAGUGGCAAAGGAAUGAAAAGUAUUGACGUGGGGAAUACGAUGCC
Molecule: messenger RNA, 1234 nt
Organism: Elaeis guineensis (African oil palm)
Lineage: Eukaryota; Viridiplantae; Streptophyta; Magnoliopsida; Arecales; Arecaceae
Source: RefSeq, a predicted model, not a curated record